AUGCUCCGAAUCCCCAAAGACUGGAAUUUCCCCCACGUUCGUCCAGAUAUUCUGUCCCGCCCACCGGUCGCAGCAUUAUUUGGAUUGCCCCAUCUGUACAUUGCUUCUUCCCGCUUGCAAUCAUCCGUCCUUGAUGCGACCCUUUGUGUAAAUUCCAUCAACCGACCACGCCAAUCCGUCGCUAUCGUCACCUUUGGGAAGAGUGACGAAUACCUCUUCCAAUCCGCGAGAAACCGCCCUAUCCUUCCUCCAUCCAAUCCUCCGAGUCACCCAGUUCCUCUGGCGUUGGCAAACAUUGGCGAACAAUUUAUCUUAUUCCCCUUAGUACGCGACCAGUCCAUUGAUCCCGUUACGCAGGGGUCAAAACGACAUUCUAUUAGGAUGCUGUUAGAUGCUAUGGCUGGCCACGAACGAGACCAAAGCCCGCAAUUGGUAGAUCUCGCCAGUAUCAACGAAAACCCAGGAAAUAUGCCUGCUCCAUCGAAGGAGACUAAGAAGCAGGCCGAAGCUAAUGGCCAGACCGGCGCCAAUGGCAAUAUUCCCCCUCCCAAGACAGACAAGCCGCGGCCCCAUGUCUGUACCACCUGCGGUCGCUCCUUUGCGCGAUUGGAGCACUUGAAGCGUCAUGAGCGCUCGCACACCAAGGAGAAGCCCUUUGAAUGCCCCGAUUGCGCACGAUGCUUCGCUCGUCGUGAUCUGUUGCUCCGGCAUCAGCAGAAGUUGCAUAUGACAACCACCCCUUCCUCUCGGCCCAGAAACGGUCGCCGAGAGAGUACGGGUGCUGCGGGUGCGGGCGCGGGCGCGGGCGCCAAUCGCGUGCGCAAGAACUCCAUCGCUAACAACUCCGCCUCGAUGCGGCCUCGUGCCAACACGAUUAGCCACAUCGGUACAUCGGCCCUGGGUAUUCCAGAUGGAAGUAACCCGUCCUCUGCGCCCGGUCAAUCGGGUCACGCAUACCACCCCAGUCUUGGAACUUCAUUAGGCUCAAGUGUAGACUACAGGGGGUUCAGCUCCGGGCAUCCACCGGUGAACGGUCUGCCUAAGCUAGAGACGUCGGGACUCCCCAUGGAUAUGUCUGGUGGUUUGCGGACGGCUCCCGUCUACGGGAGCUUCGAUCUGGGAAUUGAUGGUAUGCUUAUGGGUCACGGCAGCACCAUCAAUCCCGCUCAACUACACUUUGCAGGUUCUCCCCAGGGCUUUGGUGACUCCCCCUCUUCCCCAUUCGGCCACCAACACCAUGUGAUGCCUCACCCGGAUCCCAUGAUGGACGAGGAGAUGAACUUUGACUGGAUGAAUGGGUUUGAUGCGGCCGUCGCGCUGGGAAAUGGUAACGACUCGGUUAUCGACGAGUCCUCGCCAUCGGCAAUGAGUACGGGUAGCCAGAGCGGUAUUAGUGAGGCGAUGUUGGACGGGCCCAACCGCAUCCCCAUCUCUAAUGGCUGGCAUAACCCUUUCCCCGGACACACGGUGGCUUCCGCCAACCAAUUCGCCAUCGACUUUUCCCCGACGACGUUGAACGAAUUGGGUAUUCCGCCGGAGACCGUGUCGCCCAAGUCGCUGAUGGCCCAGAACCCGUUCGCAGAGACCUAUGCCACCCCUCCCUCCAUGACCUCGGUCGGCCAGCCCAUCGUGGGAGGACAUUCGCAGAUGCCCUACGAAAUCAACAUUCCCCAGUCUCAACGGAUACAUUUACAGACUCCACUCGACAGGCUCUACUAG
Molecule: messenger RNA, 1719 nt
Organism: Penicillium brasilianum
Lineage: Eukaryota; Fungi; Ascomycota; Eurotiomycetes; Eurotiales; Aspergillaceae
Source: the annotation of a GenBank genome assembly